Zalophus californianus (California sea lion) is the source of this 822-nucleotide messenger RNA. RefSeq names its product crystallin gamma N (gene CRYGN). The transcript is spliced from 4 exons. The record is from RefSeq and is a predicted model, not a curated record. Gene Ontology annotation, biological process: lens development in camera-type eye; visual perception. Lineage: Eukaryota; Metazoa; Chordata; Mammalia; Carnivora; Otariidae. Gene Ontology annotation, molecular function: structural constituent of eye lens. The coding region runs from base 178 to 729 and encodes 183 amino acids.
GCGGUGGGGGGGAGUGGAGUUCGGUCCCACGGACGGGGCGGGGCGGCCCCUUGCGGGCUUAGGGCGCCGGACCAGCACUAACGCGCCGGCCAGCAAAUCUUUUGUCCCGGGCGGCGCUGAGCCAGCAGGGCUGCGGCCGGCUAUAUAGGGGCCGGCCGCGGGCGGGGCGGGCACACCAUGGCGCAGCGCUCGGGAAAGAUCAUCCUCUAUGAGGGCAAGCACUUCACCGGGAGGAAGCUGGAGGUCUACGGGGACUGUGACAACUUCCAGGACCGAGGCUUUAUGAAUCGGGUGAACUCCAUCCGUGUGGAGAGUGGCGCCUGGGUCUGCUUCGAUCACCCCGACUUCCGGGGUCAGCAAUUUAUCCUGGAGCAUGGAGACUACCCCGACUUCCUCCGCUGGAAUGGUCACAAUGACCACAUGGGCUCCUGCCGCCCCAUAGGAAUGCACGGGGAGAACUUCCGCCUGGAAAUCUUUGAGGGCUGCAACUUCACCGGCCAGUGCCUGGAGUUCCGGGAAGACUGCCCCUUCCUGCAGAGUCAGGGCUGGUCCAAGAACUGUGUCAACGCCAUCAAGGUGUACGGGGACGGAGCGUGGGUCCUGUACGAGGAGCCCAACUACCGCGGCCGCAUGUACCUGGUGGAGCGGGGUGACUUCCGCAACUGCUCCGACUGGGAGGCCCACAACGCGCGCAUCCAGUCGCUCCGCAGAGUGGUCAACUACUUCUAGCCCGCCGGGACCCGGGCAUGCCCGGGGGUCGGGGGCAGCCCCUUCCGCCCCCCCAGCCUAGGGCUCAGACCCUAGGGAAUAAAAAUCAGAGAA